This is a messenger RNA of Mitosporidium daphniae, 1326 nucleotides long. RefSeq lists its product as uncharacterized. Lineage: Eukaryota; Fungi; Microsporidia. The record is from RefSeq and is a predicted model, not a curated record. Gene Ontology annotation, cellular component: cytoplasm; mitochondrion. Bases 1 to 1326 code for a protein of 441 amino acids. The transcript has 3 exons. Gene Ontology annotation, biological process: mitochondrial translation.
AUGGGCAGCUCGGAAAAGAUCGAUCUCAAAACCCCAAAGGAGGUUCUUACAAAUAAAUAUGGCGAAGAUUCCAAGCUCAUCUUUGACCUUCAAGACCAAGGCGGCGAGCUCUGUUCGCUUCGUUACGAUCUUACCGUUCCAUUUGCAAGGUUUCUUGCAAUGAACAAGCAUAUUAAGGCCAUAAAGAGAUACCAUAUCGGCAAGGUCUAUCGCCGGGAUCAACCGAUCAUGACUCGGGGUCGGUUUAGAGAAUUCUAUCAAUGUGAUUUUGAUAUUGCAGGGCAAUACGAGUCGAUGCUUGCCGAUGCGGAGAUCAUUGCCAUCAUGCAUCAAGUGCUGUCGCGUCUCAAGAUAGGCGAAUUCGUUAUCAAAAUCAACCAUCGCAAGCUUUUAGACGGCAUUUUCGAGGCAUGUGGAGUGCCUUGUGCUUCAUUCCGUACAAUUUGCUCGUCGGUCGAUAAGCUUGACAAGGUAUCAUGCUCAGCUAACAUCCAGACACCAUGGGAGGAGGUCCGUUCAGAAAUGAUCUCCGAAAAAGGACUUGGCUAUGAAGUGGCAGAUCAUAUCGGCUCGUUUGUCUCGAAGAAGGGAGAUCCCUGCUCACUUUUAAAGGAACUUGCCUCUGACCCUAUUCUUCUCGAUAACGCUUCUGCGCAGCUUGGCAUUGCCGAGCUGCAACGGCUCUUUUCAUUUAUCAACAUGAUGGUGGUAAAGGAGGAGCAACAGAAAUCCAGAGUUAUCUUGGACCUUUCUCUUGCUCGAGGGCUCGACUACUACACUGGAAUGAUUACCGAGGCUGUCCUGUUUGAGAACAAGCACAACUUUGUUGGUAUGCCCCAAUUUACGCUAUUUUUUAUAGGUUCCAUUGCCGGUGGCGGAAGAUAUGAUGGAUUGGUGCAAAACUUUUCCAACUCUGGACACACCAUUCCUUGUGUGGGGAUGAGCAUUGGCAUCGAGAGAAUUUUUGCCAUCAUGGAGGCACAGCAAGCAGUAUCCUCCAUUGUUUCCAAAACAAUCCCAACUCAAGUGCUCGUCGCGUCGCUGGGUGAUCCGCUGUUGUCUGAACAUCUCGCUAUUUGCCAAAUGCUUCGCUCUGCUAAUAUACCCACAGAGACGCCAUUGAAGCAGCGGAAUAGGCCUUUUGAUAUUUUCGAAUAUGCCGAGAAAAACAUGGUCCCAAUCCUGGUCAUCUUCGGACAGGACGAGAUAGCCGCGGGCAGCGUUCGCAUAAAGCAGGCCUACGAUCGAGAGGACAAGGGAAAGCUAGUUCCCAUCGCCUCCCUUGUUCAGGAAAUCGCUUUGAAGCUGGAAAAUACUGACCUUUAG